Rhododendron vialii is the source of this 1069-nucleotide messenger RNA. RefSeq names its product protein PYRICULARIA ORYZAE RESISTANCE 21-like. NCBI's taxonomy places the organism in Eukaryota, Viridiplantae, Streptophyta, Magnoliopsida, Ericales, Ericaceae. Gene Ontology annotation, molecular function: metal ion binding. The transcript is spliced from 3 exons. The record is from RefSeq and is a predicted model, not a curated record. Bases 331 to 672 code for a protein of 113 amino acids.
AGAGUGAAGAGUCAGCAGACAAUUUUUAUGGAUGUUUCUAUCGGAAAUUGAAGGAGACAAUUUUUCGUCCUUAACGCGUGUCACCGCCUUGUCGGUUCCAGCCUAAUUUUCAAUUCUACCCUUUUCCAUUCUUAAGCUAAUUUCCAUUACGUACGACAACAGCGUUUCUUCCAUUCUUAACAUUCUUAAAGCAAGGCCUUCUUGAUCUCUCCUCAACCAGCACCCCCGCCGCGCCCCUCCCUCCCCCCCGCUCUCUCUCUCUCUCUCUCUCUCCCUCUCUCCACUUCGUUCAUUUCUGGCUUCGGAUCUGAUUAUCCCCAGGUCUCAAUUAUGGCUGAGAAGGUUACAACAAUGGUGCUGAAGGUGGACGUUCAGUGUCCUAGUUGCUACAGGAAGAUCAAGAAAGUUCUUGCCAAAUUUCCCCAAAUUCGAAGCCAGGCUUAUGACGAGAAGCAGAAUACGGUGACGAUCACUGUAGUAUGCUGCAGCCCGGAGAAGAUUCGUGACAAGUUAUGUUGCAAAGGUGGGAAAACAAUCAAGAGCAUUGAGAUCAAACUGCCUCCAAAACCCGAAAAGCCCCCCCCACAAGCCCCCGGAGCCCCCUGUUUAUGUACCGGUUCCGGUAUGUUGUGGGCCAUGUUACAAGGGUAUCCCUGGGGGCCCAUGUUAUGAGGGGUAUGGGAGGCCAGUACCAUCCUAUGAUGGGUAUGGGUAUGGUGGGAAUAGGGCUUGUUAUGGAGUAAGUCGUUGCGUUGAGUACUUUAAUGAAGAAAACACUUCUGGUUGCACGAUCAUGUGAUAGUAGUGCUUCCUCAUGAUCAAGCUUUUUGAUUACUUUUGUUGGAAAACAAAAGGCAUACUUGUUUGCGGGUAUAUGGGGGGUUAUGUUUUUUGGACUAUGAUUUUAUAUUAUACAAGUAUAAAAAAAGGGUCAAUAACGAGUUUGGUAGUCUGGUGGUGGCGGCCAAAUAGUCAAUUGAGAUGGGGUUAUAUGGUGAUAUGUAAUGAUUUAUGGUUAAUAAGAUUCUUCGUUAAUCAUAUACUCUGCAUGUGCUUUUGUUUCAUCUUA